This is a messenger RNA of Talaromyces amestolkiae, 648 nucleotides long. RefSeq lists its product as uncharacterized. The transcript has 2 exons. Lineage: Eukaryota; Fungi; Ascomycota; Eurotiomycetes; Eurotiales; Trichocomaceae. The record is from RefSeq and is a predicted model, not a curated record. The coding region runs from base 1 to 648 and encodes 215 amino acids.
AUGGACCCCGAACCCGAAGAAGGCUUCCUCGUCCCUCACACCACCAUGGGUCACGAAGCGGCCGCCUACUUGACUUAUAUCGUCACCAACUACGAUCAACUCCCUCCCUACACCAUCUUCGUUCACGCCAAUGAUGACCAAUGGCACAACGAACUCUUUGGUCCCAAAACCACGACCGCCCUCCGUUUCCUACGAUAUGAGUCGGUGGAUGCAAAUGGAUUUGUCAACUUACGUUGCACGGGUAUACCAGGCUGCCCCAACACUCUGAUUCCGGUCCAUCGCGAACCCGUUGACGACGAAUAUGCCUACGUGUCCGACAAAUUUUUCGAGCUUUACUCGUAUCUUCUCCAAAUACCCAUGGAUCAGGUCCCACAGGUCGUUGGACACUUGUGCUGUGGACAGUUCGUGGUGACAAGAGAUCAGAUUCGCUCUAGGCCUCGUGAAGAUUACGAGCGUAUCUUGACGUGGGCGGCGACGACGGAUUUCACCGAUAGUUAUGGUAUCGGCUGGACGAUUGAGAAGAUUUGGCAUGUCUUGUUUGGCCGGGAGCCAGUCGACUGUCCUCGUCUGGAACAGUGCAGAUGCGACAACUACGGAUGGUGCGGUCCAUUACCCGACGGCGAGAUUUUGAUACCCAUCAUGCCUUAA